This is a messenger RNA of Coniosporium apollinis CBS 100218, 735 nucleotides long. RefSeq lists its product as uncharacterized. The record is from RefSeq and is a predicted model, not a curated record. The transcript has a single exon. Lineage: Eukaryota; Fungi; Ascomycota; Dothideomycetes. The coding region runs from base 1 to 735 and encodes 244 amino acids.
AUGGCAACUACCGCUACCUCGAAGCCUGCGCUGUCUGCGCUGAAGACGCCCAUGACGGCCACCUACCCGUCCGAGGUCUGCAGUCCAAUCUCGAGUACUCCGACCUGGAUCAAGAGGGAAGACAGCCUCAAGACCCCAAUCACCCCUCCAUCUGCCUACCUCGACUUCCUCAAGGCCCUGUCGCCCGCCCUCAUGAGUCCCCUACCCACCGGAGCCAGCACUCGCUUUACUUUCGGCGAGAAGAACGAGAAGAACGACAAGUGCGACCACUCCGACAAGUCAUCAAGCGCAACACCGGUACCGGCACCACCGUCCGAUAAAUCCAGCCCAGCACCUUCGCAGCCGCCGUUGUCGCGGACCAACAGCAACUGCUCCUGCAAGACCGGCGCUGAGACCUCUAAUAAGCCGACCAACAUGCAAAUCUCCAUCCCACCACCCUCGGCCUUUGUGCGUCCACUCUCCGCACGAGCGCCGCGCCAACGUCUGCACAUCCCGCAGAGUCCCUACUCGCCUGCUGGAGUUGGGUCUCCCAUGAGCGCGCGAUCGGUGCACUCCCCAUACAGCGCGACGAUCUCGCCGCGCGAGUGGGACCUUGAGGGCAAGAAAGGCGGCACCCGUGCGGUGAGCAUCAGGCAGGUCGUUACGAGGACGGUGACGUACUCGCGGACGCCGGUGGAGCCGACCGCGCCGCUGGAUCCUGCGCCGAAGGGAAAGAGGAGGAAGAUUGAGGAGUAG